This is a messenger RNA of Callithrix jacchus (white-tufted-ear marmoset), 9644 nucleotides long. RefSeq names its product slit guidance ligand 3 (gene SLIT3). NCBI's taxonomy places the organism in Eukaryota, Metazoa, Chordata, Mammalia, Primates, Cebidae. Gene Ontology annotation, molecular function: heparin binding; Roundabout binding; calcium ion binding. Gene Ontology annotation, biological process: axon guidance; negative chemotaxis. The record is from RefSeq and is a predicted model, not a curated record.
GUCUGCCCUGCUCAGUGAAUGGAGAGAGCGAGGGCAGGCCAGCUCACCCGGCCGCCCCGUGCCCCAGCAGCCGCCGCCACCGAGCGCCCUAGCCCAGCCCCAAGCCGGACCUCCCCGGGCGCCACGCCCCACUGCGCUUGCCCCAGAUCCCCAACCCGGCCCGUGGGCCCUCGAGGCCAGGGGGCGCUCCGCACCUGGGCACUCCCAGCGAUGCGCAGCGGGGCAGCGCCGGCCCCGCCGAUGGAGCUGCCGCUGCUGCCGCCGCUGCCGCCCGGCGCUCCCCGCUCCGCCCGCGCCCCGUGCGCCUGAGCGCCGAGCUCGCCCCUCCUCCGCGCCAACUCCGCCGCCCGCUCCCCAGGCCGCCCGCGCUCCCAGCGCGCCUCCUCGGGCUCCAAACGUCUUGCCCCGCAGAGGCAGACUCCUCCGGGAGCGGGGCCCUCCCUGCACACCAUGGCCCCCGGGCGGACAGGGGUCUGCGCCGCGGUGCGCGCCCGCCUGGCGCUGGCCUUGGCUCUGGCGAGCGUCCUGAGCUGGCCCCCAGCCGUUGCCUGCCCCACCAAGUGUACCUGCUCCGCCGCCAGCGUGGACUGCCACGGGCUGGGCCUCCGCGCGGUUCCUCGGGGCAUCCCCCGCAACGCCGAGCGCCUUGACCUGGACAGAAAUAAUAUCACCAGGAUCACCAAGAUGGACUUCGCUGGGCUCAAGAACCUCCGAGUCUUGCAUCUGGAAGACAACCAGGUCAGCAUCAUUGAGAGAGGCGCCUUCCAGGACCUGAAGCAGCUGGAGCGACUGCGCCUGAACAAGAAUAAGCUCCAAGUCCUUCCAGAAUUGCUUUUCCAGAGCACUCCGAAGCUCAGCAGACUAGAUUUGAGUGAAAACCAGAUCCAGGGGAUCCCAAGGAAGGCGUUCCGCGGCAUUACCGACGUGAAGAACCUGCAACUGGACAACAACCACAUCAGCUGCAUUGAAGAUGGAGCCUUCCGAGCGCUGCGCGAUUUGGAGAUCCUCACUCUCAACAACAACAACAUCAGUCGGAUCCUGGUCACCAGCUUUAACCACAUGCCGAAGAUCCGAACUCUGCGCCUCCACUCCAACCACCUGUACUGCGACUGCCACCUGGCCUGGCUCUCAGAUUGGCUGCGACAGCGACGGACAGUUGGCCAGUUCACACUCUGCAUGGCUCCUGUUCACUUGAGGGGCUUCAAUGUGGCAGAUGUGCAGAAGAAGGAGUACGUAUGCCCAGGCCCCCACUCGGAGCCCCCAUCCUGCAACGCCAACUCCAUCUCCUGCCCCUCGCCCUGUACGUGCAGCAAUAAUAUUGUGGACUGUCGAGGAAAGGGCUUGACGGAGAUUCCUGCCAACUUGCCGGAGGGCAUCGUUGAAAUACGCCUAGAACAGAACUCCAUCAAAUCCAUCCCUGCAGGAGCCUUCACCCAGUACAAGAAACUGAAGCGAAUAGACAUCAGCAAGAAUCAGAUAUCAGAUAUUGCUCCAGAUGCCUUCCAGGGCCUGAAGUCACUCACAUCGCUGGUCCUCUAUGGGAACAAGAUCACGGAGAUUGCCAAGGGACUGUUUGAUGGGCUGGUGUCCCUACAGCUGCUCCUCCUCAAUGCCAACAAGAUCAAUUGCCUGCGGGUGAACACGUUUCAAGACCUACAGAACCUCAACUUGCUCUCCCUGUAUGACAACAAGCUGCAGACCAUCAGCAAGGGGCUCUUCGCCCCCCUGCAGUCCAUCCAGACGCUCCACUUAGCCCAAAACCCAUUUGUGUGCGACUGCCACUUGAAGUGGCUGGCUGACUACCUCCAGGACAACCCCAUUGAGACAAGCGGGGCCCGCUGCAGCAGCCCUCGCCGACUCGCCAACAAGCGCAUCAGCCAGAUCAAGAGCAAGAAGUUCCGCUGCUCAGGCUCCGAGGAUUACCGAAGCAGGUUCAGCAGCGAGUGCUUCAUGGACCUCAUGUGCCCUGAGAAGUGCCGCUGCGAGGGCACUAUCGUGGACUGCUCCAACCAGAAGCUGGCCCGCGUCCCAAGCCACCUUCCUGAAUACGUCACGGACCUGCGACUGAAUGACAAUGAGAUAUCUGUUCUAGAGGCCACUGGUAUCUUCAAGAAGUUGCCCAACUUGCGGAAAAUAAACCUGAGUAACAAUAAGAUCAAGGAGUUGCGAGAAGGUGCUUUCGAUGGAGCGGCCAGCGUGCAGGAGCUGAUGCUGACGGGAAACCAGCUGGAGACUGUGCACGGACGCAUGUUCCGCGGCCUCAGUGCCCUCAAAACCUUGAUGCUGAGGAGUAACUUGAUCAGCUGUGUGAAUAAUGACACCUUUGCCGGCCUGAGUUCAGUGAGACUGCUGUCCCUCUAUGACAAUCGGAUCACCACCAUCACCCCUGGAGCCUUCACCACGCUUGUCUCCCUGUCCACCAUAAACCUCCUGUCCAACCCCUUCAACUGCAACUGCCACCUGGCCUGGCUGGGCAAGUGGUUGAGGAAGAGGCGGAUCGUCAGCGGAAACCCUAGGUGCCAGAAGCCGUUUUUCCUCAAGGAGAUCCCCAUCCAGGAUGUGGCCAUCCAGGACUUCACCUGUGACGGCAACGAUGAGAGUAGCUGCCAGCUGAGCCCGCGCUGCCCGGAGCAGUGCACCUGCGUGGACACCGUGGUGCGAUGCAGCAACAAAGGACUCCGCACCCUCCCCAAAGGCAUGCCCAAGGACGUGACCGAACUGUACCUGGAAGGAAACCACCUAACAGCUGUGCCCAGAGAGCUGUCUGCCCUCCGACACCUGACGCUUAUUGACCUGAGCAACAACAGCAUCAGCAUGCUGACCAAUUACACCUUCAGUAACAUGUCUCACCUCUCCACUCUGAUCCUGAGCUACAACCGGCUGAGGUGCAUCCCUGUCCACGCCUUCAACGGGCUGCGGUCCCUGCGAGUGCUAACCCUCCAUGGCAACGACAUUUCCAGCGUUCCUGAAGGCUCCUUCAGCGACCUCACAUCUCUUUCCCAUCUGGCGCUGGGAACCAACCCUCUCCACUGUGACUGCAGUCUUCGGUGGCUGUCGGAGUGGGUGAAGGCGGGGUACAAGGAGCCUGGCAUUGCCCGCUGCAGUAGCCCUGAGCCCAUGGCCGACAGACUCUUGCUCACCACCCCAACCCACCGCUUCCAGUGCAAAGGGCCAGUGGACAUCAACAUCGCGGCCAAAUGCAAUGCCUGCCUCUCUGGCCCGUGCAAGAACAACGGGACGUGCACCCAGGACCCUGUGGAGCUGUACCGCUGUGCCUGCCCCUACAGCUACAAGGGCAAGGACUGCACUGUGCCCAUCAACACCUGCAUCCAGAACCCCUGUCAGCAUGGAGGUACCUGCCACCUGAGUGACAGCCACAAGGAAGGGUUCAGCUGCUCCUGCCCUCUGGGCUUUGAGGGACAGCGGUGUGAGAUCAACCCAGAUGACUGUGAGGACAACGACUGCGAAAACAAUGCCACCUGUGUGGACGGGAUCAACAACUAUGUGUGUGUCUGCCCGCCAAACUACACAGGUGAGCUGUGUGACGAGGUGAUCGACCACUGUGUGCCUGAGCUGAACCUCUGUCAGCAUGAGGCCAAGUGCAUCACCCUGGACAAAGGAUUCAGAUGUGAGUGUGUCCCUGGCUACAGCGGGAAGCUCUGUGAGACAGACAAUGAUGACUGUGUGGCCCACAAGUGCCGGCAUGGGGCCCAGUGUGUGGACGCAGUCAAUGGCUACACAUGCACCUGCCCCCAGGGCUUCAGUGGACUCUUCUGCGAGCACCCCCCACCCAUGGUCCUGCUACAGACCAGCCCGUGUGACCAGUACGAGUGCCAGAAUGGGGCCCAGUGCAUCGUGGUGCAGCAGGAACCCACCUGCCGCUGCCCACCAGGCUUCGCCGGCCCCAGAUGCGAGAAGCUCAUCACCGUCAACUUUGUGGGCAAGGACUCCUAUGUGGAACUGGCCUCCGCCAAGGUCCGACCCCAGGCCAACAUCUCCCUGCAGGUGGCCACCGACAAGGACAACGGCAUCCUUCUCUAUAAAGGAGACAAUGACCCCCUGGCGCUGGAGCUGUACCAGGGCCACGUGCGGCUGGUCUACGACAGCCUGAGUUCCCCUCCAACCACAGUGUACAGUGUGGAGACAGUGAAUGACGGGCAGUUUCACAGUGUGGAGCUGGUGAUGUUAAACCAGUCCUUGAACCUGGUAGUGGACAAAGGAACCCCCAAGAGCCUGGGGAAGCUCCAGAAGCAGCCAGCAGUGGGCAUCAACAGCCCCCUCUACCUUGGAGGCAUCCCCACCUCCACCGGCCUCUCCGCCUUGCGCCAGGGCACAGACCGGCCUCUAGGCGGCUUCCACGGCUGUAUCCACGAGGUGCGCAUCAACAACGAGCUGCAGGAUUUUAAGGCCCUCCCGCCGCAAUCAUUGGGAGUCUCACCAGGCUGCAAGUCCUGCACUGUGUGCAAGCAUGGCCUGUGCCGCCCCGUGGAGAAGGACAGCGUGGUGUGUGAGUGCCACCCAGGCUGGACAGGCCCACUCUGCGACCAGGAGGCCCGGGACCCCUGCCUCAGCCACAGCUGCAACCAUGGAAAAUGUGUGGCAACCGGGACCUCAUACAUGUGCAAGUGUGCUGAGGGCUAUGGAGGGGCCUUGUGUGACCACAAGAAUGACUCCACCAACGCCUGCUCAGCCUUCAAGUGUCACCAUGGGCAGUGCCACAUCUCGGACCGAGGGGAGCCCUACUGCCUGUGCCAGCCCAGCUUUAGCGGGGAGCACUGCCAACAAGCGAAUCCAUGCCUAGGACAGGUAGUCCGAGAGGUGAUCCGCCGCCAGAAAGGUUAUGCAUCAUGCGCAACAGCCUCCAAGGUGCCCAUCAUGGAAUGUCACGGGGGCUGCGGGCCCCAGUGCUGCCAGCCCACCCGCAGCAAGCGUCGGAAAUACGUCUUCCAGUGCACGGACGGCUCCUCAUUCGUGGAAGAGGUGGAGAGACACUUAGAGUGCGGCUGCCUCGUGUGUUCCUAAGCCCUGCCACCUCUCAGACUCCAGCUUGGUGAGGCUGGAACAGCCAUGUGGGACCCCUGGAGAUUCAGCGUGAAGGAGACAAAGCUGGAGAGGAAGCUAAAGAAGAAGAGAAUAUUAAGUAUAUUGUAAAAUAAACAAAAAAUAGAACUUAUUUUUAUUAUGGAAAGUGACUAUUUUCAUCUUUUAUUAUAUAAAUAUAUCACGUCAUCUGAGUAUAUGUACCAUAUAGUGAGUUAUUUUUGCCAAGUUUUGUGUUGUGUAUUUGUUGUGUUUUUAUAAACAGCUGUUUAAAAGUUUAAGAAAAAAAAAGACUAAUAAAAAUGCUUUAAAACAAAAGGAUAAGAAUAAAGAAAGAUAGCCUGUCUGAGGAAGGAGGAAGAUGUUUCAUGUUUAUGAAACGUGUCGGCAGUAAACCAAGACCUGCUCACUGAGAUCAGAAAAAGGAAUACGAGGAAGAGAGAGAAGGAAAGGAUCUUUGUUUUUUAACUCCCUUUUCUCCCCCUCCCCUAAAAGUACCCAGCUUUUCAGAGUCCUGGAUGUCAGUGCCCAAGAUACCCAGUUCUUCCAGGAAAAGCUGCUAAGCCCUGGCCUUCUCAGUCUCACUGCAAAUUUGCUGUCCCUGUCUGUCCCAGACUCCCCUGCAGGAUCUGAACCCACUGGGGGACCCCGCUUCUCCUUCCUGGCUUACCUUGGCUUCCAAUCAAGGACUGACUAUUGAACUCCACUGCAGCUUUUAUUUGGGACUGUUACCAAAUUUUUAAACAGCUGCUAUUUUUCCUGCUCCUCCCCAGGAGAGGGGUCUUCCUAGAGGAGGCGAGGGAAGAGAGUAUCAUGCCGUGUCCUCAGGCCCCACAUACUGGCCCCCUCCUCCUUCCAGGUAAUUUUUAAUUGGAAUGUAUCCCAGGAGAGAAGGUAGUCAGCCCUUCUGGGAUGCAGAAGGCUGGGAGCCAAGCCUGCCCACAGCACUAGUAGAUGUCCAAUUCUGGAAGGUUCUUGGAGGCUCUUGCUGUAAGACGCCUCUGCCACCUGAUCCUCCAGGUCACCAUCAUGAUGACAGAGACCUUGCCCAUCUGCAACACUUUCCAAUGCAUAUCCAAACUGUACCUUAAUUUAUCUGUGCAACCCCUGACUCCCUGGGAAGGAUAAGGGAGUAGAGCCCCGUUCACUAAGAAGGAAGUUUAGGCCCUCACAGGCUCUGGAACUUGCCUGAAGCCACACACCAGAUAAGUGGAGGAGCUGGAUCGGAAGUCCAGACCCAAAGCUUGAGAUUCUUUCUCCAGAGUGGGUGAGCACAGGUGAUUCAGGUGGCUCAAAUUCAUCAGAGCAGCCCUGCCAGAAAAGGAAAGAUGUUUUUCCUGUUCUUGUUCUGCCUUGCUCAUUCUCAUUCCUCUUCCUCCCUCCUCAGUAUCUGGAAAGAUUCUGGAGGGCAGGGAUUAUGUAUCUAUGGGCUGCAAGGGCAGCCCCUCUAGCCUCUGCCUCCAUUACUGAAGGGGACUUCCCUGCCCGUUUCUUUCCAUGUCUGUCCCUCCCUCACUUCCCAUUUGCCCCCUUCUAUCCCAUCAGGUUAGCCACCUAUCUUCCAGGGCUCAGCUGUUCACACCAACUCCCUGGCUCUCAUCAUCCAUCCCUCCUUUCCCCAGGAGCCUCUACUAUAGAAGUUUCAUGGAGAAGAGUUUGGAAGUCAUUGGACCUUUCAGCUCUCAGGGUCCCUAGAGGAGCCUAGUGGCUCUGUGAGGACCAAUGGUGGGCCAGAGACUCAGGGAGUAAAGAAGGGAGAAAGAAAAGAAAGGAAGAUAGGUGUAAGGAAGGAAGGAAGCAAGCAAGUUAGGGAGGGUGGGAAGAGGGGGAGGGGGGCUAAAGAGAAGGGAGAGAGGGAGAUAGUAGUAGAAUUUAUCUAAAAAUAUGUAUGUAAAUCUCCAUUAUGUUCCAGGUACUGUGCCUUAUGAUGGCUUUGUUUUUUGUUGUCAUUUGAGACAGGGUCUUGCUCUGUCACCCAGGCUGAAGGAGAGUGGUUCAAUCAUAGCUCACUACAGUCUCAACCUCCUGGGCUCAAGAAAUCUUCCUGCCUCAGUCUCCCAAAAUGCUGGGAUUACAGGUGUGAGCCUCUAUGCUCAGCCUAUUUCAAAUAUUAUAUCAGAUUUAUUUAGUACUAUAUCAAAUACCACUCUCAUUGUGAUAUAUAUAUAUAUAUAUAUAUUCAUUUAAUUCUUGAAACAAUCAUGUAGUUAAAAUACUAUUAAUUCAUUUUAUGGUUGAGUAGACUAAGACACAGCGAACUUGUGUCUUAAAAGAACUUGCCCAAGAGUGGAUAUCUAAUAAACUGCGGUGCCAAGAUCUGAGCCCAGGCUAUCUGACUCCAGACCUUGCUCACCCAGCCACUAAACCAUCCUGCUUCUUGUGGGAAACAGAUAUGUCUUGCCUUUGAGGAUCCUACAGCCUAUGACAAAAACAGUCAUACAAAUGUAUAAUUGCCUUAGUACAAAAGGACCUCUCGAAUGGCAAUAUAAAGCAAUGGAAAUGGCUGUCCAGAAGAGGGAAUUUCCAAUCAUGGGUCUUCAAGGCUGAACAGGAGUUUGCCAGAGCUAGGAAAGGGAAUUGAACUUUCCUGGGAAUGGCCUAUUAAAAAGCAAUGAGGAAACGGCAAGGCCUGGCUUGUUUGGGGAAGAGUCAAUGUCUAGGAUGCACGAGCAUGGGAAGCACACUGAGGAGCAGAGAGAAAUGGGGUAGGUGUGAAGGCAGGGUUUUGACCACAAAGAGCUAUGCAUACUAAACUAGGCCAAGGUGCCAGCAAGAUUGUUCGAGGAAGGGAAGAGCAAGACAAGCUCUGCUUUAGGAAGAGCAUAAAGACCUGAAAAAGGAGACAGAGCUGUCACCUAAAAUGGAUUUGAGAGCUCCCUGUGGUUUACUCUGUGCCAGCCACAUGGAUCACAAAUGGUAUGACAGCAUAGAAGCUCUGCCCUUGAAGAGGGUCCUGGGAUCUGCCCAACACCCUUUCCAACCUCCCUCACCCCAUCACUCCUCUCCCCCCAGGCAGAUGGAUCUGAGCUUUAUCCCACCACCAAUGUCCCUUUUAGCCUCUCCCCACCCAGCCGGGAGCCUACUCAGCCUGCCAUCUCAAGAGCCCCAACAGGGUCACUGGCUUCCUGGGAGGACUCAACAAGCUGCCAGGUUUCCCUCUGCCUACCCAAGGAACCCAAGACCGCCCUCUGCCCAUCACCCCGGGCCCAAUCCUGAAUCCGGCCCCCAUCAACAAAGACAGCAAAAGGGCCAGUCCUGUCCCUCACAAUUUUGAGCCUUCUCCCUCAAGUUUGGAACUGCCAAAUGCAAGGACCAUUAUAAAAAUUCUCCCAAACAUGAAGUUCCUCUGACAAAUGACAAUUGAAACUCUCUUUCUCCUUGAGCAGUCACAUUCUAGAAACAGGACAUUCCAUGGGGUAGGAAGAGUUCAGUUUGUUAAUUCUCUCCUGAAAAGGUGUGUUUCCAUGUUUGUGUGGGGGUGUACGUGGGCAGAAGAGGCCACUCAAGCUGUGUUCCCCCUGAGCAGGAUUCAGGAAAGGGAAAAGAGGGUCUCUUUGACUCAACCAAGGGGUCGUACGAUGGCCAAUGAAACUAUGUAUUUAAAAGCUCUUUGUAAAGUGUAAACUAAAAACCUUAAAUGUAAGAUGCUGUUGUCAUUAUUACUGCUGUUGUUGCUAUUAUAGACAUGCCAAAAGGCCCUUGUUAGCAAGAUGACUUUGCCUUUUCAGUCUCAUAGCAAGGAACUAAAGUCUGAUGCUUCAAAAAGCUGAUAAGAGGGGCAAGAAAAGGGAGAACUCCCAAGCACUGAGAAAAAAAGCCCCAGGGUAAUCUUCAGGAAAGGCCAGGACCAGGAUUGAUCUAACCUGGCCCUUCACCAGAGACAAAGCUGUGGCCAGACUGAACCCUAAGAUCAAGCAGUUGCCCACUGCCUUUGCUGAGAGCAGAAGCCCAUAGCAGCAAAUGACCUGCCCCUCUCAGACUCGGGAUACCAGAUAUCAGAGAUGGAGGAGCCAUAGGGCAUUACUGGUAGGCAGGAAAACUGAGGGUUGAACACGUGGAAGAAUGCAGUGAUCACAGACCAAAGACACACAGGUAAUUAACACCAGGUGUCUACCCAGGCCAAAGUUCUUCCUGCUACCCCAGAGUGGGUGCCCAGGCAGAGUGAAGCCUGGGUUAGACUCUCUAACACUUUCUUAAUGGUCCAGAAGGUGUCCUCUGCCUCCCCCACAGCAGUCUCCUGGUGCAACCUCAGAUGAUGGGGAAGCUGGGGGCAUAGUGUGGUUUGGUGGGAUUUGUUCCCAUUUUGUGGUGUGGGCUCAACAGUGCCAAAGGAAACACCAGGGAAAAGUUGGUGAGACAUGCCAGCCAACAGGAAUAGUAAAGGCAUAAUCGGGCGUUUGGCAAAGCUUGUUUUUCUAACUCAACGAUAGAUGAGUUAGAAAUUUUUAAAGAUGUUUUUUAAAACAAUGUUAUCGUGCCACUUCCCCAGUAUGGAAUAAGUAACAUGCAUUCCUUUUCAACGUACUGUCAUAUUUGGAUGUCUUUAAAAUAAAUGGAUGAGUCACAGAGGAACUAUCAGAUGCUCUUGUGACUACCGUAACUCA